AUGAAAGGAAUCGUCGUUACCAUUUUCCUCUUUCUGGCACACCUCUGUUUCGGCUUUAAAAAAUUCGCGCCCAACCAGGCUCUGAAUGUUGUAUCCAGAAGGGGGAGCCCAAGCAGCAGGUCCUCGCAAAAGCUGCACGAGUCUAAGAGCAUAGAUCUGGCCAAUGACCUCAAGGAGAAUGACCUGAUUCCGAACGUGAAAGUUAUGAUCGACGUGCACAACAUGAGUGGCACGGACCAGCCGGGGGAGGAAAACGACUUCAAAGCCAUCGACACGCACGAGCUGUUUAAGAACAAAAAGAUACUCCUGAUAAGCCUGCCGGGAGCUUUCACCCCCACCUGCACGUCCAAAAUGAUACCGCAGUAUGAAGACGAAUACGAUUUCUUCAUUAAGGAAAAUAAAUUUGAUGACAUCUACUGCAUCACCAACAAUGACAUUUUUGUGUUAAAAAGUUGGUUCAAAAAUAUGAACAUAAAAAAGGUGAAAUAUGUGAGUGAUGGGAAUAGCUCCUUCACGGAGAGUAUGAAUAUGCUUGUGGAUAAGUCCAAUUUCUUUAUGGGCAUGAGGCCUUGGAGGUUCGUUGCCAUAGUGGAAAAUAACAUCCUAAUAAAAAUGUUUCAGGAGAAAGACAAGCAACAUAAUAUGCAGGCGGACCCGUACGAAGUUUCCUCCGUUGCGGCUGUUAAGGAGUUCCUUCGGCAGAACCAGCUCUGAGGGGGGGUGAUAGAAGUGAGAGUGAUAGAAGUGGUAGUUAUAGAAGUGGUAGUGAUAGAAGUGGGAGUGAGAGAAGUGGGAUGGGUUGACCCUGCCGAAUUGUUGAGCUUUGGUUCCCAUCGUUUAGAAGGCCCAACCGUUUGUGGGGGUCCCAACGAAAGGCGCAUUUCAUCGAAGUGUCUUUCCCUUGUGGUGCACGGAAGUGAGCGUGGGCAGUCAUUUGUUUACAUUAGCGUAGUUGUUUAUUUUAUUUUUUUUUUUGCAUUUUUCAUCUGACACGCAGAUGUGUACGGGGGGUGAACUUGUGUGUGCACCGGGGCUCUCCCAGGCCCAGUUGGGAGCCUUCAGCGAGCGGCUCUGCACGAAGCAUGCGAAGUGUGCCCGCGCAGUCUCAUUUGUACAGUUGACUAUUUAAAAUUAAUUUGGCAAACAUAAAUGAGUGUUCACUUAAACAGUUG
Molecule: messenger RNA, 1172 nt
Organism: Plasmodium vivax (malaria parasite P. vivax)
Lineage: Eukaryota; Apicomplexa; Aconoidasida; Haemosporida; Plasmodiidae
Product: peroxiredoxin, putative
Exons: 2
Coding region: 1-714 (237 amino acids)
Biological process (GO): cellular response to oxidative stress; hydrogen peroxide catabolic process; cell redox homeostasis
Cellular component (GO): cytoplasm
Molecular function (GO): thioredoxin peroxidase activity
Source: RefSeq, a predicted model, not a curated record